Pecten maximus is the source of this 1639-nucleotide messenger RNA. Its product is annotated as very low-density lipoprotein receptor-like. The record is from RefSeq and is a predicted model, not a curated record. The coding region runs from base 264 to 986 and encodes 240 amino acids. The transcript is spliced from 5 exons. Lineage: Eukaryota; Metazoa; Mollusca; Bivalvia; Pectinida; Pectinidae. Gene Ontology annotation, molecular function: protein binding. Gene Ontology annotation, cellular component: plasma membrane.
UCCAGUGCACGUCUGGUUAUUGUAUCACUGCGCAGUGGAGGUGUGAUUCGGUCGAGGAUUGCCUGGACGGUUCGGACGAGAGGGGCUGUAACGAUAAUGUCCCCAAAACUAUACAACCAUUAAUCAAAGUACCAACAACUCCGGAACCUACCACUGUUACAAUAGGGAAGUCAGGCCAGUCGACUGUGACGUUAACGUCAACAUCUCCGGAACAAACCACCGUUACACCAACAAAGUCAGACCAGUCAACUGUGACGUCAACGAUGACGUCAACAACUGAUGGGGCCAUGUCAUCCUCACGUGGUUGUAUUGAUUAUAACUCGACAUGUGACACUCUUGUGGCCUCCAUAGACAUUUGUAAUGAUACAGAAUCUGCGUACAAGUUUUGUCGGAAGACAUGUGGAAUGUGCAGAGAAAUAUCCACUGAAGCGAUGACGUCAUCGACAUAUCCGUUUAAUCCGGUAGAUACCUGUAGAGGAUUUCAGUGCGGUACCGGCCAUUGUCUCCCGCUGACAUUCCACUGUGACGGACAAGUGGACUGUUCGGACGGCAGCGACGAGGACACGUGUGAUCACAACGGCUGUAAGCAGGAUGAGUUUCAAUGUGGUACAGGGUCAUGUAUUCCUACGCAGUGGCGGUGUGAUUCGGUUGAGGACUGUAUCGACGGAAGUGACGAAAAAGCAUGCACAUCAAAUAUCAAAACAAUACAACCUUUGAUUGACGUUAAAACCACAGAAACAACAACAACGAGUUCUACAAUAUCGACGACACCAUUACCAGUGAUGACGUCAUUAUCUACUGUUGAAAUGACGUCACCGAGUGGAUGCCUUGAUUUGAAUUCCACAUGUGAUACACUGAUGUCAUCCAUAGACAUUUGUAAUGAUACAGAAUCUGCUCUAACAAUGUGUCAAAAAAGUUGUGGCUUGUGUGGCGUUACUUCUACAGAUAUAAAUAUGUCCCUGCCUCAUAGUACAAAAGGUAAAUAACCCUGUAUCAUAGUACAAAAUGUAAAUAACCCUGUAUCAUAGUACAAAAGGUAAAUAACCCUGUAUCAUAGUACAAAAGGUAAAUAACCCUGUAUCAUAGUACAAAAGGUAAAUAACCCUGUAUCAUAGUACAAAAGGUCAAUAACCCUGUAUCAUAGUACAAAAGGUCAAUAACCCUGUAUCAUAGUACAAAAGGUCAAUAACCCUGUAUCAUAGUACAAAAGGUCAAUAACCCUGUAUCAUAGUACAAAAGGUCAAUAACCCUGUAUCAUAGAAGGUAAAUAACCCUGUAUCAUAGUACAAAAGGUAAAUAACCCUGUAUCAUAGAAGGUAAAUAACCCUGUAUCAUAGUACAAAAGGUAAAUAACCCUGUAUCAUAGUACAAAAGGUAAAUAACCCUGUAUCAUAGUACAAAAGGUAAAUAACCCUGUAUCAUAGUACAAAAGGUAAAUAACCCUGUAUCAUAGUACAAAAUGUAAAUAACCCUGUAUCAUAGUACAAAAGGUAAAUAACCCUGUAUCAUAGAAGGUAAAUAACCCUGUAUCAUAGUACAAAAGGUAAAUAACCCUGUAUCAUAGAAGGUAAAUAACCCUGUAUCAUAGUACAAAAGGUAAAUAACCCUGUAUCAUAGUACAAAAGGUAAAUAACCCUGU